Molecule: messenger RNA, 819 nt
Organism: Physella acuta
Lineage: Eukaryota; Metazoa; Mollusca; Gastropoda; Physidae
Product: protein TsetseEP-like
Source: RefSeq, a predicted model, not a curated record
AUGAUCCCUACACCUAAGGAUGUCUCCCCCCAUAAAGAUGUCUCCCCCUUACUAAUUGAGCCGGAAAGAGAUCUGAACGGAAUCGACGGUGUGGACAAGAAAUAUGUUGCUCACCUGGCCACAGAGCUAGACUGUCGUGACUAUGCCCCAGUGUAUGACCCAAAGUAUGACCCACAGUAUAACCCACAGUAUGACCCAAAGUAUGACCCACAGUAUAACCCACAGUAUGACCCACAGUAUGACCCACAGUAUAACCCACAGUAUGACCCAAAUAUGACCCACAGUAUGACCCAACAGUAUGACCCACAGUAUGACCCACAGUAUGACCCACAGUAUGACCCACAGUAUGACCCACAGUAUGACCCACAGUAUGACCUAACAUGUGCCCCACAGUAUGACCCACAGUAUAACCCACAGCGUGACCCACAGUAUAACCCACAGCAUGACCCACAGUAUGACCCACAGUAUGACCCACAGUAUGACCCACAGUAUGACCCACAGUAUGAUCCACAGUAUAACCUACAGUAUGAUCCACAGUAUGACCCACAGUAUGACCCACAGUAUGACCUAACAUGUGCCCCACAGUAUGACCCACAGUAUAACCCACAGCGUGACCCACAGUAUAACCCACAGCAUGACCCACAGUAUGACCCACAGUAUGACCCACAGUAUGACCCACAGUAUGACCCACAGUAUGACCCACAGUAUGAUCCACAGUAUGACCCACAGUAUGACCCACAGUAUGAUCCACAGUAUGACCCACAGUAUGACCCACAGUAUGAUCCACAGUAUGACCCACAGUAUGACCUAACAGUAUGA